Molecule: messenger RNA, 2630 nt
Organism: Phyllopteryx taeniolatus (common seadragon)
Lineage: Eukaryota; Metazoa; Chordata; Actinopteri; Syngnathiformes; Syngnathidae
Gene: txndc5
Product: thioredoxin domain containing 5
Exons: 10
Coding region: 135-1457 (440 amino acids)
Biological process (GO): protein folding
Cellular component (GO): endoplasmic reticulum
Molecular function (GO): protein disulfide isomerase activity
Source: RefSeq, a predicted model, not a curated record
UGGAGGAUCGAGGAUCGGCGGAUGUGCGCGAUAAUGCAACCUUCACACGCGCGCGCGCGUCCCAUCCUCAGUCGCCGUUCCGGAUUCGCAGCGUGAACGCGCUUUCUCCAUCGUGCGGCUGGCAGACACGCAUCAUGGCAUCCUCGCCCAAUUCCGCUCCUUUUACCCGAGUUUGUAUUUAUUCGCUACUGUUCGCGGCGGUCUUUUGCGAACACAACGACACGGAAGACGAGCACGCAAAGCAUACGUACACGGUGGAAAUGUUCAAGGAAGCGGUGCCCACUGCGCCGCACUUUGUCAUGUUUUACGCCCCACGGUGCGGCCACUGUCAGAAGCUGCAGCCAACAUGGAAUGAAUUGGCAGAGAAGUACAACAGCAUGGAGGAGCCCCCCGUCUAUGUCGUAAAAGUAGACUGCACCCAGGACACCAAGUUCUGCUCCAACGAACACAAGAUCCAAGGCUACCCCACGCUAGUGUUGUACAAGCCUGACCAGACGCCUAUCAAAUACCACGGAAUGAGGGAGCUGCAGGCUUUGGAGGACUGGAUGUUGACGACGCUUGAGAAGGAGCCUUCUUCCGAGCCACCCGCCGAUGUUCCUCCAGAGCCCAAGGACGGCAUGUAUGAGAUCACCGCCGGCAACUUUAAGGUGCACAUUAGCAAAGGCGCACAUUUCGUCAAGUUCUACGCCCCAUGGUGUGGCCACUGCAAAGCCAUGGCUCCCACUUGGGAGCAGAUGGCCGCCACCUUUGAGCACUCUGAUGACCUCAAAAUAGGAAAGCUGGACUGCACACAAUACCAGCAAGUGUGUCUUCAGUUUGGCGUGCGGGGAUAUCCCUCACUGCUGUACUUCAAGUCAGGCGAGAAGAUAGAAGUAACGCGUUACAAAGGCAAGCGAGACUAUGACACCCUCAAAGACUUUGUGGAUCAGAUGUUGAACGCUGCAAAGAUGAAAGAGGAAGAAACUGAAAAAGAAGCGGAGGAAGAAGCCAAGGAGGCGCCAGAAAAGGUAGAAGUCAAAGAAGACGCCAAGGAGGAGCCAGAAAAGGUAGAAGUCAAAGAAGACGCCAAGGAGGAGCCAGAAAAGGUAGAAGUCAAAGAAGACGCCAAGGAGGAGGAGAAGUCCAGCAUCUUGAACCUGACAGAAAACAACUUUGAUGAGACCAUCGCCAAAGGAUUCACUUUUGUCAAAUUCUUUGCUCCAUGGUGCGGCCACUGUAAACAUCUGGCGCCAGUGUGGGAGGAGCUUUCCACCAAGGACUUUCCUGCCCUGACCGACGUCAAGAUUGCCAAAGUGGACUGCACAGUGGAGCGCACGCUCUGCAACAAGUACUCUGUGCAAGGCUACCCCACCCUGAUGAUCUUCCGCGCCGGGAAGCAGGGCAAUGAGUAUAAUGGCCCCCGGGAACUGGAGAGCCUGCACGACUUUGUCCUGAAGCAGGUGAGGGAUGAGCUGUGAGGACCCGCAUUGCAGCAGCAGCAGCACGUGUCCUGCACCAGCCAACCCUCACUCUCUUUUUACUGUGUUGACAGAACAAUUUGGGGUGUUUGGGUAUGUGAAUGUAUUUCUCGUUCUUGGUUCUUUCUAAACCUCUUUUUUUUAUUUUAUUUUUUUAUACAUGGGAUCUGUUGUUCAAACGCAAGCCAUUAAUUGUUACCUUUCAGCGUAACUUAACUCUCAGGGACAAAGCUCACUGAGCUUGGAGUCUGACACGAAGACAUUUGAAGACAGAUCAGCUCCUCUAUGGUGCCCCCAUAAUAUCUCCAUUACUAAAGAAGGUUUUAGUUUCUGCUGCUUCGGUUUAUCUGAAAACCUCUCUAAAUAUCCUCAAAAGGGUUGGUGGACGUUUUUAGAACAGAAAGUCACAAAUGUGGACGACGUGCGGUGUCGUUUUAAAAUAGUCUUUUUGUUGGUACUUUUGAAAGGAAGUGUUCAAAUACUGGGAUAAUAUUUUUGUUGAAAGCACUGAUUUUAGUUUCUAAAAACUCAGCCAUGAAGAAGUUGAAUCGAUCGAUCAAUCACUCAACCAAACCAUUGUUUUUGCUCCAUAUGCUGAAACUGUUUCUUUAUUUUUGCACAAAGUGGACAGUAAAUGAGAUGUGACGCACAUGUUGCUCUUUGACACAGUUCAUGUGACAAAGUAAUACAAGGUACACACGUGUCGUUGUUUUUGCCAGUAAAUCUUUAUGGAAAGCACAUGGUCUAAGGAACUCCAGUGACACUUUUUUUUGUUUGUUUGUUUUUUUUGUUAUGCAGUCAUGGGUUGUGCUCAGCCCACGGAUUUGUACAAUAAAAAAAAAAAAAACACUUAAUGGCAAGUUGUAACAUGAGAUUUCAUAAUAAAAAAAAAUAUAUACAAAAAAGGUUUGGUUCUCCACGUGUCUCACAAGGUGUAAUUCAUUUUUUAACAAAAGUGCAAUAAAUAAACUGCGAAUGUACAAGUAUUUACACAAGAACAUGAUCACAAAUGUAAACAGCAGCUUACCAGAGGUAUAUUUUGUGUUUGAUGAUUGGCUAGGCACGUAAGGUAUUGAGAGUCUUCGUAUUGCUGUUAGAUUCUCAUUCAAAUAUAUUGUCUAAAAAGAAUCCACAGAAGAAGAAAAAAUAAUGAAUAAAAGCCAACUGCUUGGA